UAAAAACCAAUUAAAAACACAAUAUGCAGGGAACCCAGACCCCAUUGAGAGAUAGAUACAGAGAGACUCUUCGUAUGUAUUUCUGUGUGCUUGUUACCCAGAAACUGAGCAAAACCCUAAUUUUCUCUCUCUAAAAGCAGUUCAAGGUCUGCGAUUUCAUCAUCGUCCACCUCAAAGAUGCACAAGUCGGGUAGAGGCCAACGUGAAAAGCUUCAGCAGUUCAUCAUGAUAACCGGAGCGAGUGAAAAAGUGGCUUUGCAGGCUCUGAAGUCUAGUGAUUGGCAUCUUGAAGGAGCGUUUGAUGUAUUCUACAGUCAGCCCCAGCUGCAAGCACAUACUGAUUCUAGGCAUUUGGAGGAAUUAUACAAUAGAUAUAAAGAUCCACGUGCUGACAUGAUACUUGUUGAUGGUAUCAGCCUCCUUUGCAAUGAUCUUCAGGUGGAUCCUCAAGAUAUCGUCAUGUUAGUUGUUUCCUGGCACAUGAAGGCAGCUACCAUGUGUGAAUUUUCCAAGCAGGAGUUCGUAGAUGGAUUAGAAUCACUAGGGAUAGAUUCUUUGGACAAGUUCCGUGAAAAGAUACCAUUUAUGAGAUCCGAGCUGAAAGAUGAACAAAAGUUUCGAGAGAUAUAUAAUUUUGCUUUUGGCUGGGCAAAAGAAAAGGGUCAGAAAUCUUUGGCAUUGGAUACUGCAAUUGGAAUGUGGCAAUUACUGUUUGCUGAAAAGCAGUGGCCGUAUGUUGAACAUUGGUGUCAGUUCUUACAGGCUCGGCAUAACAAGGCAAUUUCGAGGGACACAUGGUCUCAACUAUUGGAGUUUGCGAGGGCUGUGGAUUCAUCACUGUCAAACUAUGAUGCGGAAGGUGCCUGGCCAUAUCUUAUUGACGAAUUUGUCGAGUACUUGAAGGAGAACGGCGUAAUCCAAAAGGGUUAAUUGCCUGCCUGAAUGGAGCCAAAACUGUUUAGGACUGCUUGAGUGGUGAGUUAGGAGUUUCUCUAGUCUGCAUUACUGUAAUUGAGUUGUGCUGCCCUGUAAUUGAACUCGGUUCGUCUUCAAAACGAGACCGGCCAAAAUGUCGAACUCUAAAAUCUAAGAUUAUAUUUUACAGUCGGUUAGAUUGUUGACCUGGAUUGUGUAUUAUCUAGUACAACAUUUGCCUCUUUGUUUCGUAAAAUAUCUAGUACGAUGUAUGAAUGAGUGAAGCCAGUGUUU
This is a messenger RNA of Malus domestica (apple), 1209 nucleotides long. RefSeq lists its product as uncharacterized. NCBI's taxonomy places the organism in Eukaryota, Viridiplantae, Streptophyta, Magnoliopsida, Rosales, Rosaceae. Gene Ontology annotation, molecular function: cullin family protein binding; ubiquitin conjugating enzyme binding; ubiquitin-like protein binding. The record is from RefSeq and is a predicted model, not a curated record. Gene Ontology annotation, cellular component: ubiquitin ligase complex. Gene Ontology annotation, biological process: protein neddylation.